Penicillium soppii is the source of this 462-nucleotide messenger RNA. RefSeq lists its product as uncharacterized. Lineage: Eukaryota; Fungi; Ascomycota; Eurotiomycetes; Eurotiales; Aspergillaceae. The coding region runs from base 1 to 462 and encodes 153 amino acids. The transcript has 3 exons. The record is from RefSeq and is a predicted model, not a curated record.
AUGGAGAUUGACCAAAUCCUCGAACGAUUCACCAACGCGCUAAACGGGUCACUACACGGUGCAGGAUUCAAUGUUCUUGACCAUUCAGGGAAGGAAAUCUACAGCAACUCCGUUGGCAAAGCCAAUUUUGACCAUGACAACAUAAACACGGUUACCCCCGACUCUCUGUGUUGUAUUGCGUCAGUGACGAAGUUUGUCAUGGCUGUGGCUGUGAUGCAGUUGGUUGAACGAGGUAUAAUCUCUAUGGAUGAUGAUGUUCGCGCAAUCAUUCCAGAGCUGAGAGAUAUGACAGUUUUCGAGAACACAGACCUGGUACUAGUUGACUCUACUACCUAUAUUGCACUUGGAGCCUCGGAUCUAAUGAUCACAGGUGGGAGCGUCUCAUCAUCGCCGGCCUAUACUAAGCUUUUACCUAUUUUGAAAUUCCACGAGAAAGGCAUGGAUUCCACUGAUGAUCCGUAG